UACAUCUAUAUAGUUCGACUGAGUUUGGCGGCAAGACGCUUGUGAAAGCGAGUACGACACGCGUGCAAGAUGGAAAUCGUGGAAAGAAGGGAAUCUUUACGGGGACUGUUUCAGGAUUUGGGCUGUAAAGUCGAGAGUGAUGCCGUCCUCGAUAAAUGUUUCGAAUUUUGUGAGUCUUACGAUGUGGAUGUGGAGAAGCUCACAGAAUUAUGGCUUACUUUUUGUGUCAAUAAUAACACUGAUAUCGAUCCCACCGUUAACACUCUGAUCAAGAUGGAACAUGCAGUAUUAAAGGAUUAUAAGUUGCAUGAUUCAACUGUAGAAAAUAAUGUAAAUCAAGAACAAAGCACAGCAGAAAAACACUUUAUCUCAAAAGAAGUUGCCAAAAAUGAUGAUGUACUUAGUAUGUAUGGCUGUGCUGAAAGCGGACCGUCGAAGCGUAUGCGAAAGAGUCCGGAAGUAGAAAUCGACACGGAUGCAAGGGUUAGUAAAACGAGAGUUGCGGAAUCAUUUUCAUCAGCUACCGUCUCUGAAAAUUCAAGCACGCCGAGUCAGCGUAAUAUAACGGAUAAGGUUUUACUUUCUACUGGCGAGGCUGUCGUGUCUUGGAAGAGAACAGGCGAUCACGAUGUCGACGUUACAAAAUCCGACGAACCGCAUGUCCCCAGCGAUGCGAAGUAUAUGUACGAAAUCCUGUCGAAGCAAGGACACCUUAUCACGUUUGUGUGCCAGAAUUUGGGCAGCAGACUGGUCAAGGCAUGGUCGGCAGCGACCGACAACUCUGCCCAGCCGCGUUACGUGAAAAAUGUGCGAAGCGUGAGUCAGAUAAACUUCCGGACGUUCGGCCGUAUCAGAGUGAAGAAGGGAUCCGCGAACACGGUGGUGUUGGAGGGUAGUACGAGGCGGAAGGGCGCCCCGGUGGCUGACACGGUUGAACUGGACUUCCGGAAUCUGAAACGGUACUCGGUGUUCUCCGGUCAGAUUGUGGCGGUCGAGGCCGUCAAUCCGACACGCGACGUAUUAUACGUGGAGAAGAUAUUUGGAAAGUUAUACGCGCCGCUCGCGUCGACGCCGAAAAUCGAAUCGAGAGUCAAUAUUUUCGUUGCGGCGGGUCCGUUUACCGCGUCUAAUAAUAUGCACUACCAGCCGUUGUGGGAUUUGAUGGAGAAGGUCGCGUCGGAUGAACCGCAGGUUCUCAUAUUAGUUGGACCGUUUUUAGAAUACACACAUCCUGAGAUGCAAGACAACGUUGCGGAUACUUUGUAUCAGGAACAGUUUGAAAAGAUUCUUGCGAGGAUAAUGGAGUCGACACGGAAAAGCACUCAAGUCGUACUGGUAGCUUCCAAUCGCGACGCACAUCACGAACCUGUAUUUCCAACUCCUCAAUAUGCAAUUUUUAAUCGGAAACUGUUACAAAAUUAUUCGAAUUUAAAAUUGAUGCCAGAUCCGUGUAUCCUGAAUGUCGCUGGUUUGAAGGUCGGCAUCACAUCAGUCGAUGUUAUUAAACAUAUCGGAAAAGAAGAGAUAUCCAAUGUGUCAGGUGAUAGACUUAGUCGUCUGGCUGAUCACGUGCUCGCUCAAACAUGUUUUUAUCCUGUGUACCCUCCGCCUGAGGACUUGAACGUAGACGUAGAGUUGUGGGAAAAGUAUGCAUUUUUUGAUCAACAACCACAUUUAUUGAUUUUACCGUCCGAUAUGCGAUGUUAUUAUAAAGUAAUCAACGAAUGUAUGAUACUGAAUCCGGAGCGUAUGCAUAAACACACUUAUGCUAGGUUGAGUGUGAAACCGACUCUAGAAGAUAAAUGGAAUUCUAAUAAUAUCUCGUGCGAGAUUGUCAAAGUUUGAUAGCUUUUAAGUAUAUUCGAGAACAACUUCUUAGACUUUUGUAAGAAACAAUUAUAUUUUUAUAAGCACAUAAAAA
Messenger RNA from Pogonomyrmex barbatus (red harvester ant), 1921 nucleotides. It is a transcript of the gene DNApol-alpha73, whose product is annotated as DNA polymerase alpha subunit B. Gene Ontology annotation, molecular function: DNA binding. The record is from RefSeq and is a predicted model, not a curated record. Lineage: Eukaryota; Metazoa; Arthropoda; Insecta; Hymenoptera; Formicidae. Gene Ontology annotation, biological process: DNA replication initiation; DNA replication. Gene Ontology annotation, cellular component: alpha DNA polymerase:primase complex.